Molecule: messenger RNA, 819 nt
Organism: Ascochyta rabiei
Lineage: Eukaryota; Fungi; Ascomycota; Dothideomycetes; Pleosporales; Didymellaceae
Exons: 1
Coding region: 1-819 (272 amino acids)
Source: RefSeq, a predicted model, not a curated record
AUGGACCCUGAGAGGGUCCGUACCAUCACCGAAUGGCCCGAACCAUCCAGUUAUAAGGAUAUUCAAGUGUUCUUAGGCUUUGCCAACUUUUAUCGGCGAUUUAUAUUCAACUAUUCAGGAAUCGUCCGGCCGCUCAUCGACCAUAUGACGGCCGCCCAGCGCCCGAAGGAGGACCGGGGGGUCCCCGGUCAAGAAGAGGGGGGGGCGAAACCGAAGAAGAGUUGGAAGGGACCAACAAAAUGGUAUAAACUAUGGCACUGGCUAGAGGAAGCUCGCACGGCGUUCCUCACGAUCAGGGAGAAGUUCACAGGGGCCCCAGUGCUUCAGCACUUUGACCCGAACAAGCCUAUCAUUGUCCUUACUGACGCGUCAGAUUUCGCCAUAGCAGCCAUCCUGUUGCAACCCCAAACGUCCGACCUGGCCACAGAGCUUCACUGGAAGCCUGUGGCGUAUUGGAGCCGGAAGUUCACGGGCCUAUCUAUCAGAUGGCACACCCACAAUAAAGAACUGUCUGCGAUUGUCAAAGCCUUUAGGCAAUGGAGACACUAUCUCGAACACGCCCCAGCGACGAUCAGAGUACUCUCAGAUUACAACAACCUGAGGUACUUCAUAACAACGAAGGAGCUCUCUCCUAAACAAGCCCGAUGGGCGGAGGAGCUAGCAAGAUUUGACUUUGAAGUUGAAUACAAGCCGGGACCUAAAAACGCGGCGGACGGCCCAUUGAGGCGUCCAGAUUACGCACAAGGUCUCAAGGUUGGAGAACAGCAGGCCCUGCGGGACGCCAUGCUACCCACCUUACAACAGAAGCUUCGGAUCUAG